UUUUUUAAGUUUCAGUCUUGAUAUUGAUUCAGUACUGCAUAGUAGUAUCCUGUACAAUUCUUUUGCUUCCGGUAAAUCAUGCCAUUCCAAAGGUUUGUGGAGUCGGGCCGAGUUGCUUACGUUAGCGAUGGCCCUUACCAGGGCAAACUCGUCGCAAUUGUUGAUGUUAUCGAUCAAAAUCGGGUUUUGGUCGAUGGACCAGCAGCGAAUGUUCCACGUGGUCAAAUGAGGUUGAACGAACUUCAUCUCACCAAAUUCCGUUUACGGUUUCCUUAUACUGGUUCCACACGAGUUGUACGUAAAGCAUGGGAAAAUGGUAAAAUAGAUGAAUUAUGGAAAGAUACUAUGUGGGCUAGAAAGGUUGCAGCUAAAAAGAAGCGCGCCGAGCUUAGCGACUUUGACCGUUUCAAAUUGAGGAAAGCUAGACAAAUAAGAAACAAAUUAAAAACACAUGCUUUCUUCGCAUUAAAAAAGAAAACUAAGAAAGCUAAGACAACUGGUGCUAGUAAAGCAACCAAGAAAACAGAAAAGAAGUAAUGUUAUUUUCUGGAAUAAAAACUAAAUUUUUUUUGCAUUA
This is a messenger RNA of Polistes canadensis, 577 nucleotides long. RefSeq names its product 60S ribosomal protein L14 (gene RpL14). Gene Ontology annotation, cellular component: cytosolic large ribosomal subunit; ribosome. Bases 79 to 537 code for a protein of 152 amino acids. Gene Ontology annotation, molecular function: RNA binding; structural constituent of ribosome. The record is from RefSeq and is a predicted model, not a curated record. Gene Ontology annotation, biological process: translation; ribosomal large subunit biogenesis. Lineage: Eukaryota; Metazoa; Arthropoda; Insecta; Hymenoptera; Vespidae. The transcript has 4 exons.